This is a messenger RNA of Mesoplodon densirostris (Blainville's beaked whale), 3306 nucleotides long. RefSeq names its product Rho GTPase activating protein 30 (gene ARHGAP30). Gene Ontology annotation, biological process: small GTPase-mediated signal transduction. The coding region runs from base 1 to 3306 and encodes 1101 amino acids. The transcript is spliced from 12 exons. Gene Ontology annotation, molecular function: GTPase activator activity. The record is from RefSeq and is a predicted model, not a curated record. NCBI's taxonomy places the organism in Eukaryota, Metazoa, Chordata, Mammalia, Artiodactyla, Ziphiidae.
AUGAAGUCUCGGCAGAAAGGGAAGAAGAAGGGCGGCUCGAAGGAGCGGGUGUUUGGGUGCGACCUGCAGGAGCACCUGCAGCACUCAGGCCAGGAGGUGCCCCAGGUGCUGAGGAGCUGUGCAGAGUUUGUGGAGGAGUAUGGAGUGGUGGAUGGGAUCUACCGCCUCUCAGGGGUCUCUUCCAACAUCCAGAAGCUCCGGCAGGAGUUUGAGGCUGAGCGGAAGCCAGACCUGCGGCGAGAUGUUUACCUUCAGGACAUUCACUGUGUCUCCUCCCUGUGCAAGGCCUAUUUCAGAGAGCUGCCAGACCCCCUGCUCACUUACCGGCUCUAUGACAAGUUUGCUGAGGCUGUGGCAGUGCAACUGGAACCUGAGCGCUUGGUCAAGAUCCUAGAGGUGCUUCGAGAACUCCCUGCCCCAAAUUACAGGACCCUGGAGUUCCUCAUGCGGCACCUGGUGCACAUGGCCUCAUUGAGUGCCCAGACCAACAUGCACGCCCGCAACCUGGCCAUCGUGUGGGCCCCCAACCUGCUGAGGUCUAAGGACAUAGAGGCCUCAGGCUUCAAUGGGACAGCGGCCUUCAUGGAGGUGCGGGUGCAGUCCAUUGUCGUCGAGUUCAUCCUCACACAUGUGGACCAGCUCUUUGAGGGUGCUGCUCUCUCUGGUGGUGAGGUGGAAAGUGGAUGGCGAUCACUUCCAGGGGUCCGGGUGUCAGGCAGCCCCGAGGACCUUAUGCCCCGAUCCCUGCCCUACCACCUGCCUAGCAUCCUGCAGGCUGGUGAUGGACCCCCACAGAUGCGGCCUUAUCACACUAUCAUAGAGAUUGCAGAGCACAAGAGGAAGGGGUCUUUGAAGGUCAGGAAGUGGAGAUCUAUCUUCAAUCUGGGUCGCUCUGGCCAUGAGACCAAGCGUAAACUUCCACGGGGGGCUGAGGACAGGGAGGACAAAUCUGAUAAGGGGACUCUGCGGCCAGCCAAGAGCAUGGACUCAUUGAGUGCUGUGGCUGGGGUCAGUGAUGAGCCAGAGGGGCUGGUGGGACGCAGCAGUCCUCGGCCAGGCCCACUGCUGCUGGCGAGCUUUGAGAAUGAUUCUGUGGAAGCAGCAGAGGGUGAACAGGAGCCCGAGGCAGAGGCACUGGCUGGCACGAGCUCUGAGCCCGGCACACCACGACCUGGACGGUCAGCAAUCCGUGCUGGGGGCAGCAGCCAUGCAGAGCGCCGUGCUGGCGUCCACAUCUCAGAGCCCUACGAUGUCAACCUCCCAGCACACAUCAGUUCUAUGCUCAACAUAUCCCCAAACAUCAUCUCUAACGUCUCCUUGGCCGGGUUUGCCCGUGGUCUUGAGUACCCCACCCUACAGCCCCGGCCAAGCCCUGCCUCUGGCCCUGGCUCUGGCCCUGGCCUUGGCCCUGGCCCCCCAGAUGAGAAGUUGGAGGCGAGUCCAGCCCCAGGUCCCCUGGCUGACUCAGGCCCAGCGGACAUGACCCCUGCCCUGGAGGACUGCCUGUCCCAGGAGGUGCAGGAUUCCUUCUCCUUCCUAGAGGACUCAAGCAGCUCAGAGCCCGAGUGGGUGGGGGUGGUGGAUGGGGAGGUGGCCAAGGCAGGACCAGCAGGAGCAGCCUUCUCCCCUGGGGAGGACGACCCUGGGAUGGGCUACCUGGAGGAGCUCCUGGGAGUUGGGCCUCAGGUGGAGGAGUUCUCUGUGGAGCCACCCCUGGAUGACCUGUCUCUGGAUGAGGCGCAUUUUGUCCUGGCUCCCAGCUGCUGUUCCCUGGACUCUCCUGGCUCCAGACCUGAAGCAGACGAGGAAAGUGGGGAGGAAGUCUUCCUGAGUGCCUAUGAUGAACUAAGUCCCCUUCUGGGGCCCGAACUCCCGACCUGGGAGGGUUCAGGCAGUCUAGAGGAAAAGGGAACAGGGUCUGGAAGACAGGAGGCUCCAGGACAGGCUGAGGGAGAACAGGCCUUCUGGGAAAUUGAGGAGGACAAGGGAGCUGAGCCUGGAAGUAGAUGGGACAUCAGGGAGGAGGCUGAGGGCAGUCCAGAGAGUGAAGUGGAGGGUGGAGAGGCCGGUGAGGAAGGAGUGGAGGCUGAGGGAAGCCAAAAGGUGAUUGACAGUUUGAGUGAAAGAUGUGGGGAAGAGAGAGAGGAGACAGACGCCAAGGGAGAGGAGUCCAAAGGUCAGCAGGAGGAUGAGAGUAUGGAGGAAGCUAAGGGUGUGGAGGAAACAGGAGGGGAGCAGGGUAAAGACAAGGGGAAGGAAAGAAAGACUGAGCGAGAAGAAGAGGCUGAGGAAGGAGAUGAAGCCCAGGGAGAAGCCGGGAGGGACCCAGAGGAUGGGGCCCAGGAAAACCAAAUUGCUGAAGAGAGCUGGGAAGUUGUACACAAACAAGAGGCUGAAGGAGGCAGAGAAGAUGAGGUCAAAGGGCAGAGGGGGGAUGAGAACCAAGAGACAAGAGAAGACCAAGGAGAUGGUGAAGAUAGCAGAAUCCCAGAAGAAGCAGCUGAAGGAGGAGCAGGGAAGGUCAGCAAGGAACGGGAGUGUGGAGACGGAGAAGCUGAGGGAGACCAGAGGGCUGAAGGUGACCAUGUAGAAGAGGGCUCCCUCCCUGAAGUGUCACAUAUAGAGUCCCUGGAGGUUGACAGUGCCAAAGAGGGCGAUGUCCAGUCCUCUGAGACAGAACACGCAGCCCCACAGCCACCCCGGCCAGAGGAGAUGGAUCCAGAGGGGCAGCCCAGUCCCCUUGGCUCAGCUGGUGGUGUGAGCAUGCGCCUGGCCUCCACCCUGGUUCAGGUCCAACAGGUCCGCUCUGUGCCUGUGGUGCCCCCCAAACCACAGUUUGCCAAGAUGCCCAGUGCAAUGUGUGGCAAGAUCCAUGUGGCACCAGCAAACCCAUGCCCAAGGCCUGGCCGGCUUGAUGGAACUCCUGGGGAACGGGCCUGGGGGUCCCGAGCCUCCCGCUCCUCUUGGAGGAAUGGGGGCAGUCUUUCAUUUGAUGCUGCUGUGGCCCUGGCCCGGGACCGCCAGAGGACUGAAGCUCAGGCAGUUCGGCGGACCCAGACCUGUACUGGGGCUGGGGACUACAGCCUCAUCCCCAAAACCUCCCACUAUAGCAUGAUCCCUGCCUAUUGUCCUCGGCCCCUUAGCUGCCUGGAGCUCCCAGCUGAAGGCACAGAAGUGUCUGGACCCCGGAGUCGGUUUAGUCUGCCCCUGAGAGAACCCCAGCUCCCUGACCCCGAUACGUCCCCCCAGCGCCGAUCGUAUGCAUUUGAAACACAGGCUAACUCUGGGAAAGGUGAGGGACUGUGA